AAAGUAGAUUUAAUUAACUAUAAGGUAAAUUUUAAUUGUUGUAAGCGGUAGAUAAAAUGGCCGACAAAAACCAGGAAGUAAAUUCCGGCAGAGAAAAUACACAGGAAUCGGAGGGUAGUGUACAGAAGGAACAGAAUGAACCUCCUCAGGAUGUUGUUGAACUGUGCAGGGAAACUUUCAAGAAAACUGCUGAAUAUCUAAAAGGAGAAUUGGAAGGUACAGUAGAGGAUUACAAGUUGUUAGAGACGAUGAACAAAGUUACAGUGUCAAAAUAUUCAGAAAUGAAAAAUUCUGCAGCGGAUAUUGGCACAGCCCUCCAGGCUCUAAAUGAAAAAUACAGAAACUUGCAGCCAUUCUUGGACCAGGUAGACCAGAUAGAAGACAGUGUGUCCUCGCUAGAACAAGCUGCUUAUAAACUUGAUGCUUACUCCAAGAGAUUAGAAGCCAAAUUUAAAUCCUUGGAGAAGAGAUGAUCUUUAUACAGCUUUACUGGAUGAAAUAACAAAGUGUAGAUAUUCCUUACAUAAAGAAGGGACCAGUGCAAUUAUUUGUAAAAUCUGAAAUACUUGAGAACAUACAGGUUGUUAAACAGUGACAGUUCAAUGUAGGGCCAUUUUUGUUAAAGUUAUAAAAAUAGAGACAAGAUUGCUUUAAAAUUCACAAAGAUCAAAGGUGACUCUACAAACAAUUAAGUGACUCAUUUAUACAUGUAAUAUUUUGCUUGAGUGGAUUUUGACAGGCCUAGGUCCCAAAAGGCACUUGCGCCAAGUGUUAUCUGGUCUGGCAAAAUCCACAAGAACUAAAUGUGUCAUUGCAGAUCAAGUUUUACAUAUACCUAUUUGUACUGUAAUAUCAGCCAAAAUGAUCCUGAAAUCUUGUUUGAAAUGGUUAACUUUUUUAAAAAUGCUUGGAACGUCAUAUCUAAAACAAACAGUCACACCAUUGAAUAUUUUUCCCUGUCCAAUUGGAGUUGAAUGAAGAGUUUUGUAUUCAUUACUGAAAUACAGGCUGUAGUUUAGACAGAAAUUUCAUUGGUUUAUCAUAUACAGAAACCUUUACUCAAUUCAUUUUUAAGAUAGUGUUUGAUAAACUGGAAAUAGUGGGGUAACAUCAUUUAUCCAUUUAACUUAGAAUAAAGCUUGGACUCAGCAUACAUAGGGGAAAAUCUUCUUGAAUUAAUUGCAACCUGUAAGUAAAUUUAUUAAAACAGCAAAGUUACUAUCUUUCUAAAGAUAAAAAUGAUAUUAAAAAUUUUGACACAAAUAUUUCAAAAUAAUGUCUUAAUAUCAGUUGAAAUAUUUAGCUCUCUUUAACCAUGGGCAGAUAUCUUAAAAGAGAUACACAGAUCUACCCAUUUCAUUUCACCACAUCGUAGACCAUUUGUUAUUUAUGAAUGUUAAAAUCUAAGUUGUGGAAAAUUUCUCUUUGCAAAAUGAUAUCAAAAUUGCGAUUUACACAUACUGGAAACUCGUCCACAUAUAUCAAAUCAGUCUAGCAAGAUAUCAGGCACACUUUUUUACCCAGUUUUCUAAGUAUAUUUAGAUGUUUUAUAAGAUCAGGGUUUAAUCAGAUUCUGUAUUGUAGAUGUUUUUUAUCUGAACAUGCAGAACUACUUGAAUGCUAAAAGAUAUUUGAUAAAUAUGUAUUUAAAUGGGAAUGGGUCAGCUCUUGUGUUUAAAGGACCCAGUCUUAAGUGUCUGGGGUUGUGAUUAGUAGCAGCCAGUGGGGCUUUUUUUCAGGUCAAUUUGGGGCCUUAAUCCCAAUAGAAGAUAGUAUGUUUUUUCCAAAUUUUGAAGCACAGAAGAGAAAAAUACUGAAUAUAUUUGUGAUAGUACAGAAUUUUGUUAUAAAAAUUUGGAGAUGAAAAUUAUGGUAAAACAUCAGACAGGUACUGGUAUUUCACAGUGACAGGUUCAGCCAGGUGCUGCAAAUUUCUCCUGAUCUUAUUUUGCCCUUGACUGCAUAUGCUCCUAGUCUACAUUAUAUUUACCUUGUUUUCUAUAGAACAUAGAAAUGGUUUUCAAGGUCCUGUGUUUGAGUACUUGUCUGCCUGCACAAUUUUCUCCUAUUUAAUAUAUAUUUUGUAAACAUGUGUUUAUUAUGUUCAGUUUUAUGAAUAUUUGAUCCUAAAAUAGUUGUGCUGAAUUGAUGUGUUUAUUGAGAUUUUUAUGCCCCCAGCAUCUACUGAUGCAGGAGGCAUAUAGUGAUUGUCCGUUCGUCAGUCCGUCCAUUCGUCCUUCCGUACGAGGUUAUCCAAAUGGGACUGUUUCGUCUAGCAUCAAUACCCCUUACUAGAAUGACUUGAUACUAAUGCAGAUGUGACCAUUCCUCAUCUUCAGACAUCACCUGACCUCAGUUUCACCUUGACCUUGACCUCAUUUUGGGCUUAGGUUGCUUUAUAUGGGCCAUCUCUUGGUUAACCAAAUGGGACCGUUUCAUCUAGCAUCAACACCCCUUACAAGAAUGAAUUGAUACUAAUACAGAUGUAAACUGUGACCAUUCCUCAUCUUCAAACAUCACCUGACCUCAGUUUGACCUUGACCUCGUUUUGGACUUAGGUGCAAAAUCUAUCGACAAGGAUGCCACUGGGGGCAUCAAGCAUUUAUUGAACGCAGCUCCUUGUUUGUGAUUGUAAAUAUUUACAAUGCAUUAAAUUAAAUUUUAUUCACAGGA
Molecule: messenger RNA, 2673 nt
Organism: Mercenaria mercenaria
Lineage: Eukaryota; Metazoa; Mollusca; Bivalvia; Venerida; Veneridae
Product: biogenesis of lysosome-related organelles complex 1 subunit 2-like
Exons: 5
Coding region: 57-473 (138 amino acids)
Biological process (GO): lysosome localization; endosomal transport
Cellular component (GO): BORC complex; gamma-tubulin complex; BLOC-1 complex
Molecular function (GO): gamma-tubulin binding
Source: RefSeq, a predicted model, not a curated record